AUGGGAUCCUGGAGCAUAGCCAUAGAUACCCCACCCAAUGUUGUUUCCAUUGGUCCUUACUACAAUGGUAAACGUCACCUGAAACAAAUGCAAGCUCUUAAAAGAAUAGCACUUUCUCACUUCAUAGACCGAACCAACAAGCCCAUCGAAUGCUACACAUCUAAACUGAUUAAGCAUGUGGAUCAAAUGAAGGCUUCCUACAAAUAUCUAGACCGGACAGCUUGGCACGAUAAUGAUGACAAAUUCAUUGAGAUGAUGAUGUUAGAUGGAUGCUUCAUUCUUGAAUUCUUGGAUAUUGCUGAUAAGUUUCCGUAUUAUUACAGUGAUCCCAUGUUUAGUUGCCAUGUUUUCGUCUUGAACUAUGAUCUAGUGAUGCAAGACUUGUUUAUGGAGAACAAUCAGUUGCCAUAUAUGGUACUUGCGACGUUGUGGUCGAUUGGGUUCCCCGACAAUGAGAAACAUGAGGGGCGCGGAUUCUUAUCCAAGAUGAUGUCUGUCAUUAAGUACCCAGACCCAUGCUUUGAUCAGGUGCUGCAUUAUGUGAAAGGAGCAAUGGAACAAUAUGCACUGGAGGGGAAAAGACGCAUAUGUUGUGCGUCAGAGCUUUACCAGUCUGGAGCCAGAUUUGUGCAGGCGCCCUUCUCUGAUACCGAGUUCAUCAGUGAAAACGGAAUCCUCAAACUUCCAUCUACGAGCAAGCUGAGGAGCCUACUGUAG
This is a messenger RNA of Papaver somniferum (opium poppy), 717 nucleotides long. RefSeq names its product UPF0481 protein At3g47200-like. The record is from RefSeq and is a predicted model, not a curated record. Bases 1 to 717 code for a protein of 238 amino acids. The transcript has a single exon. Lineage: Eukaryota; Viridiplantae; Streptophyta; Magnoliopsida; Ranunculales; Papaveraceae.